CUGCAAUUUAUAACAAAAUUAUUAGUAACUGUUAAAUUAAUUAAGAAGACAAGAGUUACGCGGCUAUACAUGUAUAUCUCCAAUGGUCCACGUAUACUCAUCGUUUAGUACUGCAAUCUUAUUUACAUUGGAACACGAUAAACAAUCGUAUAAAUGGAUUAAUUGUUGAUAAAAAACAGAUAACAGUACAUAUUUUUCAUUUUCCUAUUGGUAACACUGAUAAAACAUAGCAGAUGGAUGACACAUUAAUUUGACAUAUACUUUUGUAGGAUUUUUAUAAUCAACAGAAUUGUUACACCGAUUAUAAGUUUUCGUCAGGGAAGCUAGCCUAAAAUUUAUAAAUGAACAAGGAAAAUUCAGGGACGAAGACAGGCAAACAUUAUCCUUGGAAGGAUGUUGGCAUAUCAGACCCACGAGCUCGGUUAAAAUCCAUUGCCGAUUAUGCUUCCGCAGUAGAAAUAGAUCGUAACAUUCCACCACAAAGAUAUUAUCGUUCUGGAGUAGAAAUGAUCAGGCAGGCAGAUAUGUGCCUAAAAGAUGAUGAUCUCGAGUACGCAUAUUUUUUGUACCUCAAGUUUAUAACGAUUUUUGUUGAAAAAAUAAGAAACCAUCCUGAUUUUAAUGCAGCAAGAUUGAAAGACAGAGAAGAGAAUCAACAAACGUUGCGUAGAGUAAUGCCUAAAGCUGAAGAGCUAAAGAAACAAUUAUUAGGACAAUAUCAAACAGAAUUACAUAAGUAUUUAGAAGAUGUCAAAGAGAGGGAGAAAAAAGAAAAGGAAAGACUGAAGCAGGAAGAGUUGGAAAGGUUAAGAGAAGAAGAAGAAAAAAGAACGAAAUCCGCUGCUUUGGCAGCUGUUAAAGCAGCGAAAGUUGCUAUGACUGCAAAUAUAAUAUCCCCUGAUGAUGCUAAACUUAAAAGGAUUCCUAGUGCACCUCCUAAGACAUUGACGAGCCCACCUACCGAUUUACCUGCACAAACAUCUUCUAAAGAAAAGAGACCUGCUGUAGAUCGUUCAACAAAACCUGCGCAAUGUGAUAGUUUUACUUUAAGAGAUAUAGUAUUACCAACUAAAUUAAUGCCCAGUUUCCUUAUGCUGGCCUUCAGCAAUACCAUGGGCAACAAGGAAACUUGCGGCAUACUAGCCGGGAAAUUAGAAAGAAAUAAAUUACUAGUCACUCAUUUAUUAAUUCCUGAACAAACUGGCUCGCCAGAUUCCUGCGUGACACACAACGAGGAAGAUAUAUUUGACUAUCAGGAUCAACAUAAUUUGAUCACCCUGGGUUGGAUACAUACACAUCCUACACAGACUGCAUUUUUGUCUAGUGUCGAUCUUCAUACACAUUGCGCAUAUCAACUUUUGAUGGCUGAGGCAAUCGCUAUUGUUUGUGCUCCUAAACACGAAGAGACAGGAUAUUUUAUUUUAACACCGGAGUACGGACUUGAAUUUAUUGCUAAUUGUAGAGAAACAGGUUUUCAUCCGCAUCCAACUGAUCCUCCAUUAUACAUGAAAGCAAAGCAUUGCAAAUUGGAUGUAACGGCGAGCAUAAAUGUUGUGGAUUUGAGGAGAAAAUCAUGAAAUCUAUUUGAUGUAUAAGUAUACAUUUUCGCGCUACAUGUAUACUUGUUCAUAUAUGUACAACUGCUGUGUAACAAGUUAUAUCUAGGGACACGGUAGCGUCCCGAAGGCAAGUUUGAAUCUGAACAUGGCAGAUUGCCUGACGGGUCACCUCGUUCCUUAUAUAUACACGUAAAUUUGACAUUC
This is a messenger RNA of Ceratina calcarata, 1763 nucleotides long. RefSeq names its product STAM-binding protein. The transcript has 9 exons. Gene Ontology annotation, molecular function: metal-dependent deubiquitinase activity; protein binding; K63-linked deubiquitinase activity. Gene Ontology annotation, biological process: protein K63-linked deubiquitination. Lineage: Eukaryota; Metazoa; Arthropoda; Insecta; Hymenoptera; Apidae. The record is from RefSeq and is a predicted model, not a curated record. The coding region runs from base 342 to 1577 and encodes 411 amino acids. Gene Ontology annotation, cellular component: endosome; membrane.